UUUCAGCUGUUUGAAAGUGUCGAGAGAAUUAUGCGAUUUGAACCUCUGCUCUUACCCAAAUUCAUCCCACAUGAAAUGACUAAUAAUAGCACACGAAACUUGCUUUUAAACUACCCGGAAAAGCAUCUUCUAACGAUACAGUACCUCAACCUAGGCCUAAACAAUGUUCACACCUGUUUUUGAAUACAAAUUUGUAGCAAAAUUUAACACCAAGAAUUGACAAUUGUCAGCUACAACUGCAUCUGCGUUUACCGAAGAAAUCGGUUGCAAUUCACCUGACUUAUUAGUUUCGACUAGAUUGAGUAUCGCUGAUUGGUUUUACUCAGUUUGCUAAUCGCCCAAUUACAUUAUAAGACUGAUUAAUUGCCGUAUUGGUCGACCGAUUUUUGUAUGCCGAUUGCGAGUAGCGAAUAGUUUUGAAUAGCAGAUGUUCUGUAUCCACAUUUCGAGUUAAGUGCCGCUGUUGAAUGGGAUUACAGUUGACUGUGCGGAUCCGUACCGAAAUCAGUUUAGUUUUUCAACAGAACAACUCAAAUUUAGUUGAAAUUAAACAAUGAUUCUGUGGGUUUUUAACAAGGAUCUAAUAAAUUUUAUUUUGAUUCAACAAUGUUUCUAUUUAAAUGUAAACAACUAUUUGUUGAACUAAACCAAAUACAUGCUUUUGAAAAACGCCCAUUUCAGUUUGAAACAGUCAUUCGCCACGUUUUAGAUUCAACAAAACGUUUUGUUGAUUCAAAAAGGCCUGAUUCUUCUACGUGUAUAUUGUACGUUUCAUUGGAAACGAGCCAUUCAAUCAUUUUGAUGCGGCGAAGCGAGUCAUUAAUGUGGUUUUUGUUUGAGGCGAAACUGAUUCAGUUCCUAACCCCAACUGCUGUCAAAAUGUAUGAACUGACAGCGGUUGGGGUUAGAACCUGACUCAGUUUCAGGUUCAAUCGAAAUCGCCAUAAGCUAUUAUAUAGUUUUCCGUUCCAUUUGAUAAAUUUUAGGUCCAAUAUACAUAAUAUAACAUUAUUUCAAAAAAAAUUUCGUUGUAAUACGUAAAAACGAUUUUUUUGUUUUUUUAAAAUAAAUCUUAUGUAAACUUGGCAACCAUACAUAGGAAAACUGCGGUUGUUUACAUCUGGCCUAUCAGAACAACACCCAAAAUAAAGAAAAACUAUGUGCAAUAGAUGGUGUUAAUAAAAAUAACCCUCCCGGAAAACCGAGAAAACAUGCCCUAAUUUUUUUAUGUUGACAGUCUGGAUAUGACACUAUAGGAAGGAUUUGACAUUUGACAUUUCACGACAAAUGAUGCCCUGUCAGAAAAAAUUAAUACAUGUUUUCCCGCAUGGUUACUUUUAUUUGACAUAAACACCAUCCAAUGCAUAUAGUUUUUUUUCCUUUAGGGUGUUGUCUUGAUAGACCAGAUGUAAACAACCGCAGUUUUCCUAUGUAUGGUUGCCAAGAUUACACAAGAAUUAUUUCAAAAAACAAAAAAACUCGUUUUUACGUAUUGCAACGAAAUUUUUUACUAAAUAAUGUUAUAUUAUGUAUAUUGGACCUAAAAUUUAUCGAAUGGAACGGAUAACUAUAUAUAGCUUAAUGACCCAAUUAAGGGCGAUUAAAUGGAGCGUUCCGUGGGCGAUUUAAGGGUAGCUUGGGCGGCAAAAAAGACGGCGGCAAAUCGCCCAAAUGUUGCAUUUGAAAUAGCUCCCUAAUUGCCAGCAAUUUGCUGGCAAAUUGCAGGGCAAUUAGCGCAUCCGAGUUUUCAAAUAGCCUCCCGUUAGCCAGCAACUUACCCUUUUUGACUGGGCUGACACAGUUUCGGGGCCAAUCAAAAACGCCAUUAGAGUGACACUGAUAUAUAAAUGAUAAACAAAACAUUGAGCUGUCGAGUCUUUAUUCGAAAAUUCUUUGAACUUGUGCAUCGACAUGGAAAGAGAAGACGAAUAUGAACUGUGCAUAGAAAAGAGAUUAAUUUCUCUCGUUAAAGAGUAUCCAUGCAUUUAUGCGAAGGGUACGAUUGCCUAUCGAAAUAGUGGCGCCCGAGUUAAAGCAUGGUUAUUAAUUAGCAAAACACUCAAUAUAUCGGGUAAACAUCUAUUGUUUUAUAUCCAAUCAACUGGUUCAAACAAUUUCAUUUUCAGAAGGUAUUGCAAGAACAAAAUGGAGGAAUCUUAAGGAUCGGUAUGUGAAAGAAAGAAGAAAACAGGAUCAAACAGCGGUUUCUGGCGCAGGAUCCGAAGAUGUUUAUGUAUCUAAAUGGAUAUUUUUCAACGAGCUUUCAUUUCUCUCGGCCCAUUGCGAGUUAAGAACGACUAGCGGAAAUUACACGCCAAGUGAAAGCCAACUGUCGGUACAUACCAAAACUGUCGAAAAUAACAAGCUCAAGGCGAGCCAACAAUCAGUACUACCCGAUACAAGUAGAAAUAUCCCUUCAAAUGAGGACAUGCAGCUAACACAAUCCAGAACUAGCCAGAGUUACAUGGCAGCUAGAAGUCCGAUACAACCUAGAGCAUCUAGUUCCCAGUUUUCAAAUAGCCUCCCGUUAGCCAGCAACUUACCCUUUUUGACUGGGCUGACACAGUUUCGGGGCCAAUCAAAAACGCCAUUAGAGUGACACUGAUAUAUAAAUGAUAAACAAAACAUUGAGCUGUCGAGUCUUUAUUCGAAAAUUCUUUGAACUUGUGCAUCGACAUGGAAAGAGAAGACGAAUAUGAACUGUGCAUAGAAAAGAGAUUAAUUUCUCUCGUUAAAGAGUAUCCAUGCAUUUAUGCGAAGGGUACGAUUGCCUAUCGAAAUAGUGGCGCCCGAGUUAAAGCAUGGUUAUUAAUUAGCAAAACACUCAAUAUAUCGGAAGGUAUUGCAAGAACAAAAUGGAGGAAUCUUAAGGAUCGGUAUGUGAAAGAAAGAAGAAAACAGGAUCAAACAGCGGUUUCUGGCGCAGGAUCCGAAGAUGUUUAUGUAUCUAAAUGGAUAUUUUUCAACGAGCUUUCAUUUCUCUCGGCCCAUUGCGAGUUAAGAACGACUAGCGGAAAUUACACGCCAAGUGAAAGCCAACUGUCGGUACAUACCAAAACUGUCGAAAAUAACAAGCUCAAGGCGAGCCAACAAUCAGUACUACCCGAUACAAGUAGAAAUAUCCCUUCAAAUGAGGACAUGCAGCUAACACAAUCCAGAACUAGCCAGAGUUACAUGGCAGCUAGAAGUCCGAUACAACCUAGAGCAUCUAGUUCCCAAGAUGGAUUUUUCGACAAUACCGAUGGAAGACAAGACGAUGAAGAAGAAUUUGGUGCAACUCCAGCCCUCGCAUCAAACGUACCACCAAGCCGCAAGCGAAAGGCCGGGAUUGAUGACAGAAUAAGCGGUCUUUUGACCAAGAUUAAUGACGUGGUAUCUGUAACGGCGAAUCAAAGCCGUCGUCAUGCUACAUUUUGCCACUACCUAGCAGAAAGAAUGGAAAUGUUACCUCUUAAUGUUGCAAGGGAUUUGGAGGUGGAGUUCACUACGCGUGUGAACAACCUUAUUGAUAUAAAUGAAUAACAUCAAAUUGAAAGAAUGCUUACGGGCAGCAUUCGAAUUUUUAAACCAUGUGAACGAAUCUCCAUCAGGUUAAUAAUUUUCAACACCUGCAUAUGAAUGUGAUGUUUUAAAUUGAUAUGUACUUUUGAUUUUGAUUGUUUUUACUGUGUCUACUUUAAACUUGUUUUCGUAUUCCCAAAUAAAAGCUAUUGAGUUAUUUACAAAGUUAUUUUAAUCAGAGGCUUGGAUGACAUCAUUCGAAUUAGGAAGACCUAUAUGUGCGUGAACCAACAGCAGUAGAUUAUCUUCCAGUUUUGCGAACGUUGGCCAAUAUAUCGGCAAUGUUCACACUAUUUACAUAUAUCGCCGAUCCAGCAAACAUCAUUCCAGCUCUAAUCAGCGGAAUGAGCAUCUCCCAUCUGUGAG
This is a messenger RNA of Topomyia yanbarensis, 3927 nucleotides long. RefSeq lists its product as uncharacterized. The transcript is spliced from 4 exons. The record is from RefSeq and is a predicted model, not a curated record. Gene Ontology annotation, cellular component: transcription regulator complex; nucleus. Gene Ontology annotation, biological process: regulation of transcription by RNA polymerase II. Lineage: Eukaryota; Metazoa; Arthropoda; Insecta; Diptera; Culicidae. Bases 2677 to 3522 code for a protein of 281 amino acids.